AUGUCUUCUCCAAGCUCUCAAGAUUGCGAAUCAGACUUACUUAUCUUCAAUACGAAUGAGGUCAAGUUUCUAUCCCAUCCUUUAUCAGACGCAGCCCUUGACCACAACGGAAUGUCGUUCAUCGAGGACUGUGGCGAUUUGAGUCCUGAACGAGAAUUGUUUCACUCUGAAAGACCAGAAGAUGACUUCUGCGGAGUGCUAAAAACGACCAAGCGAAAGGACGGCCCGGAAAUGAUGAAUGGACAUCAGCCUGAUCACUUGAGACCAAGUUGUUCGACUCAGCCGGAAGAUGAUGAUGCCGUAGACGGCCUGCUUGCGGAUCUUCAGCGUUCACACACUCCUACCCGAGACGUACCUUCUUCACAAGCAUCAAGCGACGAAAGCUCACUUGAACCUCUGUCGGAAGCCUUUGAGGUCCCUAUGCCCGUGUCCCCUCCUUUAGCUGCUAGGGAACUUCCAAGCCAGCGAGACUCAAGAAGGCACAGUCAGACGUUUUCCAAGCCUAUAUUGGAGAGUGAAGUUUUCCAACGUUUGAGGCCAAAUUCUACGAUGGCUACACCACCUCAUCCGACGCGGUCACAUAAACGGGCAAAGUCUGAGACACCUUCAACCCUCAACAGUCCUACUGAAGAGCGCAAGCAUUGGACGACAUACGACGAUGGUUUUCCCGGACACUUCUCUCACUUCCAUCUCGAGGGUGCCUGUCGACCCCACUUACCAGUCUCAGUGCCCCCAUCUCCAAUGCGCGCACCGAUAAACCUUAGUUCUCCUCUGAUUGCCGAUGUCAAUGUGGCCAAAAGCAGGGUACUGGUAACAAAGACUCAUUGUUUUUACCCGGAGAAAUCGACUUUGAUACCAUUUUCAAGCUGUUUAUUAGGGUUCCAACUUGUCUUCCAUUCGUCAGACCCGAAGGCAAGAAUCAAGCAUUCUCAAAUAAAGUUAACCAUACUUUCCUCUGAAGGCAUCUCCUCAGGUGACACUCCCGUCAUUAAAGCAAUCUAUCCUUCUCAAGGUACGAUUCACAAAACUGGAGACCAAACCUUGGUCCGUCGAACGGAUGAAAAUUCCAUAGGAGUGAAAUUAGGCGUAGACCCGUAUGGGGCUAUGAUACUCAGCCAUACCCAAUCCCGCACACAAGAAAGAUAUACGGCGCCGUAUCUCUUGGGUUCCGGUAUUGAAACCAACAAGCUGUUGAUCACAAUGAACGAAGAUAGUUCUCUACAUGCGGGGGUACCGCCCUCGCUGGCGUUCGCUAUCUUACUUUACCUCCCAAGCGAAUCUACAAAAGCAUUCCAAGCUGAUUUAACCAUCGAGACUAGCGUCAGGAAUGAGAUAGGAGCGUCGAUUCGGAAGAUGUGGGCCAGCCCAAAGGUUUGGAGGUUGAAUUACGACGGAAAAACCGAGCUGGGCUGUUUGAAGAUGCACUUAUAA
This is a messenger RNA of Puccinia triticina, 1431 nucleotides long. RefSeq lists its product as uncharacterized. Lineage: Eukaryota; Fungi; Basidiomycota; Pucciniomycetes; Pucciniales; Pucciniaceae. The transcript has 7 exons. The record is from RefSeq and is a predicted model, not a curated record. Bases 1 to 1431 code for a protein of 476 amino acids.